CAAAAAAAAAAAAGCAAAUUGUGUAAUAGCUAUUGGAAAGGGCUCCAUUUCUUCUCUCUAAUACUUCAUCGUCUUCGUCCGAGCUCUUUCCUAUCAGAAGUUUGCUACAUUUGGAAUCAAAUGGCUGGCCAUCGGAUUGCACAUGCCACAUUGAAAGGACCUAGUGUCGUCAAGGAAAUAGUUAUCGCAAGUGUACUUGGUUUGGCUUGUGGAAGCUUGUGGAAGAUGCACCACUGGAAUGAGCAAAGAAAAGUUAGGUCAUUUUAUGACUUGCUGGAGAAGGGUGAAAUAAGUAUAGUUGCGGAAGAAUAGUUUCUCGGGGAUCAUCUCCUGUGAUUUGGCUCUUCAAUUAAACAUGGACAUACUCUUAUAUCGAAAAAAAAAUAAGUUUGAAAACCAAGUAUUUCUCCGUCUAUUUGUUGUUGCUCCAUGUUUGACUUCGAAGUUUUUGAUUUUUAUUGACCUGCUUGGGACAGGCUAGAAUGAAUUUUCUUUCAUCAGUUUGAAGUGUGCCAUUCAACAGGCAAACUCGUGUCCAUGUUAAAAGUAUAUUAUUUCUACUCUAAUAGGUUCUUUUUAAUAAAAGAUUCACCAGAAAAUUUAUCCCC
This is a messenger RNA of Solanum stenotomum, 608 nucleotides long. Its product is annotated as cytochrome c oxidase subunit 5C-2. The coding region runs from base 121 to 312 and encodes 63 amino acids. Lineage: Eukaryota; Viridiplantae; Streptophyta; Magnoliopsida; Solanales; Solanaceae. The transcript is spliced from 2 exons. The record is from RefSeq and is a predicted model, not a curated record.